Nilaparvata lugens (brown planthopper) is the source of this 1371-nucleotide messenger RNA. Its product is annotated as serine/threonine-protein phosphatase CPPED1. Lineage: Eukaryota; Metazoa; Arthropoda; Insecta; Hemiptera; Delphacidae. Gene Ontology annotation, molecular function: hydrolase activity. Bases 315 to 1217 code for a protein of 300 amino acids. The transcript has 5 exons. The record is from RefSeq and is a predicted model, not a curated record.
CUGUGUUAUAUUUUUCUUGGUUAUGGCCAAUUAUUGAGUACUAGGCCUACUCUAUUUAUUAUGAUUAUCUUUAACUUUUCUUUUCUAACAACUUUUGGUACUUUUUUCUAUUAUCACACCAUCAGCAAAAUUUGCUACACUUGAUACGAACUUUGACAACUUGGCAGACACACACACACCUGUGGCUUGCCUGAUUGCAAAACUUGUUUAGUGGAAGAGCCUUUGAAGGCUAAAGUCCAGAUUGUGGCAUGAAUGUCAUCGUCUGAUGAGUGGAGAAAAUUCAGUAUUAUAGAUCUCCAUGAAAAAAGUGCACAAUGAGUUCGGAUCGAAUCAAAUGGAAAAUCAAUACCAAAGAUCACAAGUUAGUUCACUUCGAUGAAGAUUCCGAAAAAACAUGGAAGGGGCCUUUCCAUUUCAUCCAAGGCGCAGAUUCGCAAUUUGGUUUGAUUGAUAGAUACAUUUUGAAACUCCCCAAUCCUAAAUGGGAGAAAGAAAUUGCACUUUGCGAAGAAGCUGUCAGGAAAGUUAAUGCAAUUCGACCAAAACCAAAGUUCUUCGUCAUUUGCGGAGAUUUGUGUGAUGCUGUACCAGUUGUUAGUCCAGAGCUGAGAAAACAACAAGAAGAGACCUUUGCCGAGAUUUUUAGUAAAGUGGACAAGGAAAUACCAGUUGUCUGCGUUUGUGGAAAUCAUGACUGCGGUGAUCAGCCAACCGUACAAAGUGUGAAUCAAUACAGAAACUCAUUUGGAGAUGACUAUUUUUCGUUUUGGGUUGGAGGAGUACUAUUUAUUGUGAUCAAUUCGCAAUAUUAUGCAGACGGUUCUCUUGUCGAACAACUGGUUGCCGAGCAAGAGCUUUGGAUUGACGAGCAACUCGCUUUGUCCAAGAAUUCCAAGCAUGGCGCAAUCCUGUUCCAGCAUAUUCCUUGGUUUUUGGACGAUGUAGAAGCCAAAGACUUGGGCUAUUUCGCUAUACCAUACGAUACCCGCAAAAGAAUGCUCGAUAAAUUGGUUGCUGGAGGUGUCAAGUACGUAUUUUGUGGCCAUUACCACCGCAAUUCAGGAGGCAUGUACAACGGACUUGAAGUUAUUGUGACAUCAGCAAUUGGAGGACAAUUGGGAACUGAUAAAUCUGGAUUUAGAAUUGUCAAAGUGAACGAAGAACAAGUGAGCCAUAGAUAUUAUGGCCUAGAAGAAGUACCGAAGGAUGUACAAUAAACUUUCUUACAAACAUUUGAAACAACAUACAUAAAGAGUUUUAGUCAAAUAAAUAUGAAUAAAUGAAUAUAAUAUAUUGCCCGCUUCCCGAGUGAAUGAUGAAUCUAAUCUAUUUCAAAUUUUGUCGACAAUUCAUUUUCUUAAGUAAACCCUU